This is a messenger RNA of Sipha flava (yellow sugarcane aphid), 4643 nucleotides long. RefSeq names its product serine proteinase stubble-like. The record is from RefSeq and is a predicted model, not a curated record. Gene Ontology annotation, biological process: proteolysis. NCBI's taxonomy places the organism in Eukaryota, Metazoa, Arthropoda, Insecta, Hemiptera, Aphididae. The transcript has 7 exons. Gene Ontology annotation, molecular function: serine-type endopeptidase activity. The coding region runs from base 765 to 4379 and encodes 1204 amino acids.
CACCGGUUCCACGCUCGGCGGCGCUGUUCAGUUCAAGGUUUCCCAUUACGGAGAGUUCAAGGCACGAAUCGCGCGUGCGGUGCUCCGUCCGUCCGUCCGUCAAGUAUCGGUGUCUGCGCGCGCCGUCCGACCGCCCCGGGAAAACCGCGUACCGUUUUCGUUUUUCUUCGCCGCACGCAUCCAACGGCCGGUGGGCUCGCACCCUCGUCGCCUAUUCGCCCGCGCUCGGCCGUCGUUUUUCCCGCGGUUUUCACCCGAUUUUUCUCCUCUCUCUCUCUCUCUCUCUCUCUCUCUCUCUCUCACCGGCGCGCGCGUUUCCUACUCUUCCGCUUUCACGACUCUCGACACGCGAGCCCAGGCGCGCGUCGCCCGGUCCACCGGUGGUCAUUCUCUUACCGCACGCCGAACGCGCGGCACACGGUCCGCGAUAAGUGCGCUCCCGACGACGAAUCGAAAACAUUGUUUCGCUGCGCGACCGCGUCCUCCGCCGCGCUUUUGAUCUCGUCGCAUGAAAACAAAACAAAACCGUAUCGGCGACGAUUCGCGGGAAUAGCGACGGAACGAAAGAAAAAAAAGAGAAACAAAAGAAAACGAAAAAUGUACAAAAUCACGUGAAAUCCACCGCCGCCGCACAAUCGUUGUUGUACAGAUCGCGGAUCCUCUUAAAAUAUCAACACGUUACAGCGGUGUGGUCGCGCCGAGGUGUGCGAUUCCUUCCGAUUGAAUACGAAAAUUGGAGCACGGUGACUGAAUGAAACCUCAGUAUGUCUCAGGAUCACUUGACCGCUCUUCGGCUGCUGUCGUACUAUUGGUUGACCAUCAUCAUGCCAUCCAACACUUUGACUUUUAAUGUCGCCUACAACAAAGAGCCGUCAUCAUCGUCAUCGUUUCAGUCGUCCGCUUUCUAUCAGGCGAGUAGAAAGUUUGGCGGCUACCGGAUAGUACCGCGGGCCUGUAAGGACGCGUUGGUUGAUACGUCGUAUAAGAACGAUGUGGAGACCGGCAGCGGCGUGUGCAUGUUCAACUACGAGUGCACUCAAUUGGGCGGCACAGUGGUCGGUUCGUGCGUGGACGUGUUCCUGUUCGGCGCUUGUUGCCGGCUACCGGCCGGCGUCAAAGUCCCUACGGUCGAGCACAGCGGCUCCGCGACCGCGGCAGCGGCCACCACGACCACUGGCCGCCAGCCGCCCAGUUGGUCGUACAGCGAGCAGCCGCCGCUGUCGUUCCAGCAGCCGGUGGCCGACACCAUACUGUUCCAUCGGAACGGGUCGGCCGUGCAGAACACGUACAGCCCGGACGACAUGUCCGCCGACCUGUUGGCCAACUCGAGCGCGGCUCUGCACGCCAACCGCCGACCACCGGCGGACAUGACGGACGUGGUCACGGAGCAGCAGUACACCACGUCGUCAGCGGACGGCCAACACUACCACCGGCCGCCGUUCGCCGGCUCCAAGAUCACGUCCAAAGUCGACUACGGCGACGGCAGCGGCGGCUCGGCCACCACGGUCAAGCAGACAUCGCCGUGGUCGUCGUGGCCGUCCUCGUCGCCCGUGUCUAAGUCGACGGACUCUGUGCCGAACAUACGCAAGACCACGCCGUCCGGGACCUCGGUACAGGCUACCACGUCCAAACAGGGCUACGGGGGCUACGUGCACGCCGCGCCGGACGACUACUACGACAACAUGGUGCUAGUGCCUACGUUGACGGUGCAGAACGACCCGAACGUCAAGACGCCGGUGGAAAAUAACUCAAUACAUCACAUACUUUCAAUACUGAACCAUACGCCCCCGACGGAUGCCGACCAGCAUGACGUGCUGCAUGACCGGUACCAGGACCAAGAACACGACCCGAUGGAAACAUCCCCGUCGUACCAACACACUAGUGGCGCGACGCCAUCGCAGUCGUCGUCACCGGCUUUGUACACGUGGGGCUCGAUCGAGAGCGACACCAAGUCGCCGGGCUACGGCGGCUCGUCCACUUUCCCGUCCACCAAGCCGUCCACCGCGCACCAUUCAUCCCCGUACUAUACGCAGCAGACGUCCACCACGUCCGCCGGCUACUACGGGUCUUCGCCGACCUCCACGUCCACGUCCACGCACCAUCUACCGGGUCCGCACUUCCACGUACUGUCCACCACAAGCAAGCCAGCUGCUCUCGAUUCUGCCGUUCCCACCGUCAUCGUACUUAGCUCGGCCAACGAUUCCAAGUAUCCCAACAACAAGUUCUCUACGUCCUCGUUGUCGUCGUCGUACCGGCCUACGCCGUCGUCGCACGUCAAACCGUCGCAGAGCAUAGUCGUAUCCGGGAAACCGUCCAUCAGCGCCGCGUACACGGCCACUUAUCACCAUCCCGUGCAGCAUCACCAUCAGCAGCAUCAAGAGCAGCAAAAUAUAGCUUUCGUGCCGGUCAGCUCGACCACGCUGGCCGACCACUAUCACAACACCAACCACCACGGCGUCGUGCAUACGUCGGCCAAGCCGUUGCUGUCCACCUAUGGCAGCCGGCCACCGUCCACGACCACGGUCUUGCCGACGUUCAGCAGCACGGUGCACCAUGACAACAAUGUGUUCACCACAGUGAUCACGUCGGUGAACCAACAAUACCAUAACAAAUACCAGCCGACGAGCACGUUCACCACGGCCAAGCCGGUGCUGAACGACGCGGGCACAGCAGCGAUCCUAUCACCGUCCGGUAGCUACAAGCCCACCGCCUCGGCCGUGGACGACGAUUACCCGUCGCCGGUCGUCACGCCGGCCACGCAGGUGUUCAUCACCGCGUCCGACCUGCACCAUCAUCACCAUCACCUGCAGCAUCAUACGUCGUCGUCCUCGUACCCAUCCACGUCGUCGUCCGCGGUUGCCGCCGAUGACGAUGCCACCACUUUGCCAUUCAAUUCCACUGACACGUUCGCGUUCCCGCCUGUGCGCGAUCCAAACGUGAACCUGACCGCGGCCACGCAACAGGAGAAACCGUACGUGGUGCCCGGCAGCAGCGGCGGCAUCGGUGGUGGCGGUGGCAGUGGCGUAGGUGGCGGUGACGAUUACGACACGGACGCCGAUCCUAACCCGCAGCUGACGGGCGACGACAACCUGGACGACAAAGUGCACCUUUUCGUCGAAAAGGUCGUGCAAUCGUUACAGGGAAAUUUUGAGGACUUGGAGAAGGUGCUGCUGUCUGGCGACACGUCGUCGUCUAACGUGUCCAUCGGCACGUUCGACGAUCCGGUGCCCACCGCCACCGGAUGGCCGAACAAGAAGCCGACCACCGCGCCGGCCACCACGACCAAGAAACCGUCCAAGCCGACGGCCGGUAAGCCUACCAAGCCGCCACCGAACAAGGUGACGGUCACUAGCACGUACAAGCCGACGCCGAUUACGUUGCCGCUGGACGCCGCGCCGUACCUGGAGCUCACGUCCACGAUCCGGCCCACCAAGAUACCCACUCUGCUCACACCUGUCCAGCUGUUCCAGCCCACCACGUACGCCACGGACAACAAACGGCCUACCAAGCAGCCGGUAAAAGUGACGCAAGCCACCACGGUCGUGCUGGACACGUUGAACGUGGAACACGACCAUACCACCGCCGAGCCGGACUACAGAAAAACGUGCGGAGUGCGACCUUUGGUGAGGAAAAACGGUCGGAUUGUCGGCGGAACGGGAUCGACGUUCGGCGAAUGGCCGUGGCAGGUGUUGGUGAGGGAAGCCACGUGGUUGGGGCUGUUCACCAAGAACAAGUGCGGAGGCGUGUUGAUCACUCAACGGCACGUCAUCACGGCAGCUCACUGUCAACCCGGAUUCCUGGCGAACCUGGUGGCCGUGUUCGGCGAGUAUGACAUCAGCGGUGAGGUGGAAUCCAAGCGAAGCAUCAGCAAGAACGUGAAACGCGUGAUCGUGCACCGGCAAUACGACGCGGCCACGUUCGAGAAUGACAUAGCCCUGCUGGAACUCGAGUCGCCCGUCAGUUACGACUUACACAUCGUGCCCAUAUGUAUGCCGGAUGACGAUGACGAGUUCACGGGACGUAUGGCUGUUGUGACGGGAUGGGGACGGUUGAAGUACGGAGGAGGAGUUCCCAGUAUUUUGCAAGAAGUGCAAGUUCCUAUUAUCGAAAAUCAAGUGUGUCAGGACAUGUUUGAGACGGCUGGACACUCAAAAACCAUCCUAAAUAGUUUCUUGUGCGCCGGUUACGCCAACGGACAGAGAGACUCUUGCGAGGGCGACAGCGGUGGACCGCUGAUGAUCGAGAAGGACAACGGCCGCUGGACGCUGAUCGGCACCGUGUCGCACGGCAUCAAAUGCGCCGCGCCCUAUCUGCCGGGCGUGUACAUGAGGACUACGUACUACAAACCGUGGCUUCAGACCAUCACGGGCGUGCAGUAGACGCGCACCGACGACAAUACGCGAUCGUAAGAGCGCGCAAUGCCGUAAGCGAACAUUCAAGGAAAAAGGUUCGGGAAACGUAAAACGCUGUGUACGACGUGACGAAAAUUUAACGUAAAAUAUUGCGCGUUAUUAUUAAAAUUGCUUUUAUUUUAAUUUUUUAUCGUCACUCGAAAGUAAAUUGUUUUAAACUCAUAGCUCGAGCGUUUCUACGGACCCGGAUUCCCACCGCCCUUUUUCUAGGUCGACUUUCCCGGCCUAUGG